This is a messenger RNA of Pseudogymnoascus verrucosus, 1430 nucleotides long. RefSeq lists its product as uncharacterized. The coding region runs from base 186 to 1190 and encodes 334 amino acids. Gene Ontology annotation, molecular function: oxidoreductase activity; zinc ion binding. Lineage: Eukaryota; Fungi; Ascomycota; Leotiomycetes; Thelebolales; Thelebolaceae. The record is from RefSeq and is a predicted model, not a curated record. The transcript has a single exon.
CCACGUGAUUCUGUAGCACCUUCCAUCAGCGUCCAUCAUGACAGCGAGGUGCAUCUCACCAGCAAGCCGAUUAACUAACUUCACACAAGCAACUGCCACACAAGCAACUGCCUCACAAGCCAACUCAAUCUCUCGCGGCAACGCCACGUUCUAUCUCAAAAACCACACACGGAUCACUGGCAACAAUGGCAACCUCACCCCUCCCAGCUUCAAUGCGUGCUCUCUUCCAACUCGACCCAAACACUCAACACCUAACCUUAGAAGCCUGCCCCCUCCCAGUCCCCGACCACUCCGCUAACGAGCACCUUAUCCGGGUGCACGCUGUCGCCCCAUGCGCUGGGGAAAUGCUCUGGCCCGAAAACGCCGAGAACCCGGACACCAAACGCAAGGAGCCGAUACCCUGCUAUGAUGUCGCCGGCACCGUAGUUACCGCUCCAGCAAACUCACCAUUCCAACCUGGCGCGGAGGUGUAUGCACGCACAGAGUUCGCCCGCACGGGUAUGGCACGGGAGUACACGAUUAUUACGACCGCGGAGCUGGGGCUACGACCGAGGAAUUUGGGGUGGGCGGAAAGCGCGGCGGUGGCACUGAGUGCAUUGACAGCAUGGCAGGCGCUGUUUGUGCAAGGUGGCUUGAAGGCAGAAAAGGGGGCGGCAAAGGGGAAGAGAGUCUUGGUGACGGCGGCGUCUGGGGGUGCGGGGUCUUGGAUCGUGCAGUUGGCAAGGUGGGCUGGGGCGGAGGUGGUUGGAACGUGCGGGCCAGAUAAUGUGGCGUUUGUCGAGUCGCUUGGAGUGAAUGUUGCGAUCAAUUAUCGCCAGGUGUCGCUGAAAGAUUGGGUGAGCGAUGUGGCGGGGAGGAAAUUUGAUCUUGUUGUGGAUUGUGUCGGUAGGAAGACGUUGGAGGAGGCUUGGUGGACUGUAAAGAGUGGAGGCACUCUCGUCAGUAUCCAUGAACCGCCUGAGGAGAAGAAGCCAAAAGAUUUGGAAGUUGAAGGCGUCAAGAACCUCUUCUUCAUUGUGGAGGCAAACGGCUCGCAGCUUAAAAAUAUCACUGAGCUGGUCGAAGCUGGCGUUUGUAAACCAGUGGUCGACAGCGUGUGGCCUCUUGAAAAGUUCGAGGAAGCUUUUGCCAGGCUGGAUGGAGGCCACGCGAGAGGAAAGGUAGUGAUUGACUUUGAAGUCGGCAAGUGAAAUGUGUCCAUUAUGGCACCAAGUUUCUUGAUCUCAGCAGUAGGUUCAUCAAAAUACGAGUAGGCUACUAUCUAUUGCCGUUAGAUCGAUUGCUGAAGAUUCUACAAUUCUAGUGCAUUGUAAGCCUCACGCUUCAAUGGAUAUUAUGUCAUUAACUCAAUACUAUAAUCCGUUCCAUGGUAUAUCUACAUCAAGCGCCGAGGCCACCCUCAUAGCAGAGAUCACACAGCCUUCCAGAAG